Molecule: messenger RNA, 1194 nt
Organism: Daucus carota subsp. sativus
Lineage: Eukaryota; Viridiplantae; Streptophyta; Magnoliopsida; Apiales; Apiaceae
Product: reticulon-like protein B6
Exons: 5
Coding region: 178-1056 (292 amino acids)
Source: RefSeq, a predicted model, not a curated record
UGUAAACAAACGGCAGGGAUAAAGGGAUAGAGGGAUACAUGCGAAGAAACAGGCAACUACAUACAUAGUCUCCAGGCGUAACUUGAGGGCACACUUUUGAACAUUUCAGUUUCUUCUUUUUCUUCAUCCUUUCUCUGUCAUUUUUUCAUCCUUUUGCUUCUGUUGCUAGCUUCAAAUAUGGCAGAGAAUCAACCUGAUGAUGUAGAUGUGGGAGAAAAAUCAUUAGGUUCGGUACCUAAGGAUGAAAUGGCAUUGGUCCAUGAUCGUGAAUCCGAAGACCUAGUCGAAAAAAAUCAAGAGAAUGACAAUGCAAGCAAUUCAUCAACUACUACUAUGGAUGCACCUGGACAUAACCGAGAAGAAUCUGGAACAGGACACGAUCGUCAUGUCUCUUUCGACACGUCUGUCAGCCAUAGCCGUAGCCUGAAGAAGAAUCGCCUAUUUGGCCGUCAGAAGCCUGUUCACACUGUCCUCGGAGGUGGCAGAUCUGCUGAUGUUAUUCUGUGGAGAAACAAGCAACUCUCAGCAAGCAUGCUUGCGGCUUCAACUGUGAUAUGGCUUCUUUUCGAGCAUGUGGGCUAUCAUGUCCUCAGUUUUGUUUGUAACUCUCUGAUACUGACCUUGGCAGCUUUGUUCCUUUGGUCCAAUCUUUCCUCCUUUCUUAACAAGUCUCCUCCAGUCUUUCCUGAACUCUCAUUGCCCGAGGAUGUAACCAUGAGAGUAGCUCUCCGGCUGAGGUCCUAUAUAAACACAGUACUUCAGCUAUUCUGGGAUGUAGCUUCAAAAAGAGAUGUGAAGAAGUUCCUAUAUGCUAUUCUGGGUUUAUGGGUUGUCUCUGUCGUUGGUAGCUGGUUCCACUUUCUGACGCUUGUGUACAUAAUUUCUGUAGUGGUGCUCACAGUACCCUGGUUAUAUGAAAAGAAUGAAGAUACAGUGGAUGACUAUGCUAAGAAGGCAACAGGCAAACUCAAGAGGCAGUACGAUGCAUUGGAUGAUAAGGUUCUCCGGAAACUUCCAAAAAUUCCUUCUUUUAGGAAGGACAAGAAGCAGGACUGAUGUUCAUUAGUUCUUGAGUGCAGCAGAAGCUCCAUCUUUAUCAAUUUUCUUUCAGAGCAUUAUUUUUUAGGAUGACUACAAGGUAAUGCAGUUUUAAUGGUAGGGAGUUUGUAUUAGAUAUUGCAGUUUAUAGGCAAG